Molecule: messenger RNA, 624 nt
Organism: Notolabrus celidotus (New Zealand spotty)
Lineage: Eukaryota; Metazoa; Chordata; Actinopteri; Labriformes; Labridae
Product: eukaryotic translation initiation factor 1b-like
Exons: 1
Coding region: 16-357 (113 amino acids)
Biological process (GO): translational initiation
Cellular component (GO): eukaryotic 43S preinitiation complex
Molecular function (GO): ribosomal small subunit binding; RNA binding; translation initiation factor activity
Source: RefSeq, a predicted model, not a curated record
AGCAAAUCUUAUCGUAUGUCCGAUCUCCAGAACCUCAGAGAUUUUGACCCCUUUGCUGAUGCAACUAAGGGUGAUGACAAGCUCCCAGCCGGGACAGACGAUUACAUUCAUAUAAGAAUCCAGCAGCGGAACGGCAGGAAGACCCUCACCACUGUCCAGGGCAUUGCCGCUGACUAUGACAAGAAGAAGCUAGUCAAGGUCUUCAAGAAGAAAUUUGCUUGCAAUGGUACAGUGAUUGAGCAUCCAGAGUAUGGUGAAGUGAUCCAGCUCCAGGGGGACCAGCGUAAGAAUAUCUGCGCAUUUAUCUUUGAGGUCAACCUGGCCAAGGAGGAGCAGCUCAAAGUCCAUGGCUUUUAGGAACUAGCAGCCCCAUCCCCCUUCUCUCCUGGAAGGCCAUUAAACACCCCCUCCCCUUCCCUCCUCCUCUCCUAUGUGCUGCUGUUGCUCUUCCUGUCCCCCCACCUCCCUUGCAGCCCCAACAGCUCCUAUUAGCUAACACGUGAAUUACCUCUGACAAACAUGGGACUCUUUGACACCAUCAACCCUCUACAACACCAGGGGACAGGCUCGCUCUCACAAAGACACACCACUGCAGCUCCACACAACAUCAGGGAUGAGUGGUGA